Triticum aestivum (bread wheat) is the source of this 1403-nucleotide messenger RNA. RefSeq lists its product as uncharacterized. Lineage: Eukaryota; Viridiplantae; Streptophyta; Magnoliopsida; Poales; Poaceae. The record is from RefSeq and is a predicted model, not a curated record. The transcript is spliced from 3 exons. Bases 391 to 1197 code for a protein of 268 amino acids.
UACACCAAACCAGAAAGAGAGAGGUGGCGGCGGCGGCGGUGGUGAAGGUGCCUGCCAUCUGGGCUACGAAGAGGGCGAUGCAUUCGUCGGGUGGCGAGAUGGAGGCGGUGGAGAAGGCGAUGCGUGACAAGCGGAUGGAGGAGAGGGAGAAACGUGAGGCGGUGAUGGAGGAGCGGAUGGCAAAGAAGGAGAAGGAGGAGGAGGCGGAGAAGGCAAAGAAAGCGGCGAUGAUAAAGGCCGCGAAGGAAUUUGUUGAAGAGAUGGGAGGAGUCUCGUAGAGAAAAUGGGGGAACCCGAGGAUCCCUUUGAACAGUUUCGUGGUUUCUGGACGAGGGUUUGGGGCGAAGACGGCUAUUUUGGUAAAUUUGAGGAUGAGACAACUAUCCCCCCAUGCGUUUCACCUUCUCUGGCGAUGGCUCAACCAAGAAUACGCUGCAGUUCUUUUCAGUCAAAGUUGCAAAAAUUAACGAGAGCUUACAGUGGCCACUGGAUGUGUAUGGGUUCUUUUCCGUACGUGAUGUGGUGGAUCACAAACGCAACAUGAUCUUCUCCCGCGACAGGGAUAACUGCCAGACCAUCAGCCAAGAGGAUCCCUAUCUAACGCUGACAGGUCCAACCCGUGCUGUUGUGGUGACAUCAGAUCCUUUGUACUUUGAGAUUGAGCUGAAAGUGAAGGGCACUGCUGAAUCUGAGGAUAAAUAUUUAAGCCGCCUAAUUAUGACAUACAGGACAGGUUUUCUGGAUAGAAGUUUCACUAGUGGGCUUAGCACUCUGGAGAUGGCAUUCAAAGAGAUCAUCCAAUCUGUGGAGGCCACAAUCAGUGUAAAAGUCGUUGAUGGAUCAUGGCCAGAUGGUUUUCGUGGUGUAUUUUGUGCGAGCAUCGAUGACAUAGCUAGCUUGAAAGUCAAGUUGCUGGAAUGUGGAGAUGAUAGAUUGCCUCUUGAUGCUGAUGGCAACAUCAAGCUUAGAUGCAAGGUCGUUUCUGUUGGACUUGAGGGAUUGCUGAGGAUUUCUGUCAUGGCACAAUGUAUUAAUGGGGAUCAGGUUGUGGAGAGUCAUUGCAGAGAAGAUGUUAAGAGUCAUGAAGUAGUGUUUGAACCCAGGAGAUCGGGUACAAGCUCCAAUACUGAGCUUAAAAUUGGCUCUUGCAGAAUGGAAGUCACUGUGAGCUGGUCCCUGUUCUCUUAUCAGCUGUAACUUACCUGGCAAGGUUAUUGCUACUAGAGCCCAUCUGCUUUAAGCAACAGCUGUCGCGUUUUAAGUGCUAUUUUGUGCCAUACUAAACAAAGUAUGUAUUUCUUAUUGUUGCCUGUAUGGAUAAAGUUAGAUUUUCAUAGGUGCUGUGUUGGCUUAAUUCUAACAGUAUCCAUGUAUGCUAGCGGAGUUCAACUUAUCUUACAGAA